AUGAAAGUUGAUCACAGUGAAUCGUCCUACAGAAGGUUUUCGGGUCCCAGAGUAAUCACCAACCGCCGUUCGAAAGCCAAUCAACGGGAACGAAACCGAAUGCACGGUUUAAACGAUGCUCUGGAUCGGUUGAGGAGUUGCCUUCCUAUACCCCAAAUGGUUAACGUGUCCCGGUGCGAUCACACCGCACCGCACCGACUGUCUAAAAUUGAAACUCUACGGUUGGCAAGAAAUUAUAUCGUAGCAUUGAUUGAAGCAUUGAGCACUAAUCGCCGCCUUGAGUACUUUGAACUGUUGGGGAUUCUAUCGGAACAGAUCAGUCAGAACACGUGCAAUCUGUUGCGGAUGAAACUGCUUCUGGAUGAAGAGCUGAAGCUGGAACUGAUAGAGCCAUACUGCGAGAAGCGAGCUUGCUUUUGCAAAUUUAAGGCUCCCGUUGGCUGCGACGUUCGAUGUGAACUUGGCGAAACGGGAUUCAUUGGCUGUGAGUUGGUCGAGGGUGAAUUUUGUCAUCUAUGUUUCGAACACAUGUGAAAUUUUCUAUACGUAACAAAAUAUAUUAUAGUAAAAAUAAAUCAUGUACGCACUCGCUAAUUUCGAAUAAUCUCCUUGAUGUGUAUAAUUAAAUAGUAAAUAAA
Molecule: messenger RNA, 638 nt
Organism: Uranotaenia lowii
Lineage: Eukaryota; Metazoa; Arthropoda; Insecta; Diptera; Culicidae
Product: neurogenic differentiation factor 4-like
Exons: 1
Coding region: 1-534 (177 amino acids)
Molecular function (GO): protein dimerization activity
Source: RefSeq, a predicted model, not a curated record